Molecule: messenger RNA, 4812 nt
Organism: Acipenser ruthenus (sterlet)
Lineage: Eukaryota; Metazoa; Chordata; Actinopteri; Acipenseriformes; Acipenseridae
Product: protein EURL homolog
Exons: 5
Coding region: 130-1002 (290 amino acids)
Source: RefSeq, a predicted model, not a curated record
GUAAUUAAAUACACACAGUAGUUUAGCGUGUGGAUCUAGCGUUUUCCUGCUGUCCUCUCUCCCUCUCUCUUUUUAAACACAAUCGGCAGAAUCGCACCGUUUUGGAGGCUUUUAUUAAAAAGGGUCAUCAUGAGUGAAGAGGAGCUCUUCGUGAACAUCGAUCUCAACGACGACAAUGUCUGCAGUAUCUGUAAAGUGGAAACGGACGCGGGCACGCUGUCCUUCUGUCACGUGUGCUUCGAGCUCAGUAUUGAGGGCAUGACGAGGUCGACACUCCUGCACUCCAAGUCUUCCAGAGGUCACAGAGACUGCUUUGAAAAGUACCACCUGAUAGCCAACCAGAAACUCUCGCGAGCCAAAGUCUCCACAAGCACCUACGAAGGAGUGAAAAAUGUCCUGAGCCAAAAAAUCAACUGGAUCAUUCAGUACGCGCAGAACAAAGACUGUGCGGAGGAAGCGGGGGCUCGCCGGGGCUCCAGGCAGCUCCUCUGCUACACUCAGCAGGGAGACAGGACGCUCGUCCCCCAGGCCGAGGCCCCCGUGCCACGCUACGCUCCUCGCUGGGACAGGGGCUCUGGGGCGGGGCUCCCGGACUACACCACAGCCAUGCUGGAGUGCAGCUCCACCAGCGGCCUGAGGCUCAGCGGACCGGCGGGCCAGGGGUCCUCGCUGUGCUCCGGAAGUGUUCUAUGGGCCAGUCAGGCUGAGAAGCGGCCUGGCGACGCCAGAGACUCUGUGCAGAGGAGACACAAACACCAUGGCAGAGAGCAGCUCAGCACAAUGAGUGUUGAAGAGCUGGUGCAGCUGAAUGAAAAGCUUCUACGACAGAUUCAGGUGGUGUUCGAGGAGCUCACUCAGGCAGUACAAGACAAAGAUUCUCUGUCCUCGGAGCUCCACGUGAGACACAUUGCCAUCGAGCAGCUGUUCAAGAACGGCUCCAAGCUGCCAUGGCUUCCCAUCGGGAGAGCUGGGAUCAAGAGCAGUAGCACCACAGUGGAAUAGGGGCAGAGUCCAUCUCUGUGGGGAGCCCCGCGUUCCUGAUGCUAAUGGAUGCCAAUGGGAGUGAAAUGGUCAAUGUGCACCUCUUCCAGCUCCGUGAGACACACCCACCCCACCCAGCGCUUUCAUCCCUGAGAUAAUAAACAGUGUGCAGUGUGGCUGAGGGGAUUGCAACCCCUCCCCUCCUCUGACCCUGACUCAACAUAGGAAAAGGGCAGACGUGUUGAAAGUGAAUGUUGCAGAGUGGGUGGGAGCGGGGCGGUGUGUUCCUCAAGCCAGUGCUGGGUAUCGACGGAUCAACAAACACCAGAGAUAAACAGGCUGCUGUUGGGUCUCCGUGCUGAACACACGUUGAUGUGAUGCCAGCGCUUACUGCCACAGGAUACCCUGUUCAAGGACUCGCCGGUCUGUUCCCCAACGAUGCUCCGUGCUGGCUGGGCGACCCCGCCCCCCCCCCCCCCCCGUGCAGUGAAAUGAAAACGACGUGCUGGCCUGGGUCAGGUUUCAAGGGUGAACUUUGACUCCUGAAGACAGACGGGGCUCUUCUCCCAAUGCUGGGGGUUUGGGAUUUGAAUGAAGAGGAGGUCUGGAACCCGUUCAUUUUAAAAGUGCAGGAAAAACAUGUACCAAUGAAUCUGCAAAGAGACGUGGAGGACAUGUGCUUGAACUCUUUACAGGAUUGACAUGCGAGGAGAGUUGAGGUCUCUGCAGCUCCGUGUGUGUGUGUGUGUGAGUGUUUUACAUUACACUGUAGAUUGUUACUCCUUUCAGCCUACUGCAGUGUUUUUUUUUUCUUUUUCUUUUAAGAAUUCAGUUAUUUGAAGUUGUGUGUUUUUAAUAUAUUUUUUUCUUCACUGUUUGGUCUUGUAGUUGCCAGAAACAGUAUUACAACUUUCAACUUUAAACACAGCCAGGAUUCGUAUUUUAAGUUGUAUCGGUAUCUGCAAAAGUUAUUUCUUUAGUUUUUAUUAUUAUCGUUGUUUUUUGUGCUGUUGUAUCUAAGCGCUGCAAACUCCAUUUGUCAAGCUAGUUAGAUCUAAAAUAUUUUCAAUAAUUGUAUUUUUUACUCUUUUUUUUUUUUUUUUUUCAUACUCCAAAUUGGUCUCGGUCUUAUGGAAGCCCAUUCCACCACCCGAAAGAAAAAAACCUCCAAGUCAGAAUUCCGACCUGAGCCAAUCCGAGUUCUGAGAAUCUACCCGGAAUUCUGAUUCUUUUUUUUUUUUUGGUGGCAGAAUGAGCUUCCGGAAGAUCUAACCCACUCCCAGUUUACAUUGAGCUUCUUAUACCACAGAGUACAAGAUGCACUAGAUAAACAAGCACGUGCUCAUGCCUGCUGGCUGCUGUGGAUCGUAACCACGGAGACCUCUGUCUCUGGAACCCUGAUGCCUGGACCGUGUUCUGUUCAAAUAGUACUUCAUAUCCCCUCUGAACCUGCGCAAUGAUAGUUACUGCUGGAUCUGCUUUGGGGCCAUGCUGAGUGUCUGUGUUUGUGUUUGUGUUGUAUUACUGUAUUGGAAACAGUAAUGUAUAAUGUUUAAGAACACGUAUCAUUAUAUGAUGAUGAUAAACUGAAAUAGAUUCUGCUAAUUCCCAGGGUCUGAAGCAUUCCUUUUAAUAUGGACAAUCCCAUGGGGAUUGAUCCAGCGCUGCUGCUGUACACACCCGUCACACUUGCAUGUCUUCAAUGUUUCUCCUCCUCCUCCUCCUCCUCCUCUGUGGGGAUUGAUACAGCAUUGCUGCUGUACACACCCGUUAAUGUAUCUGGAGGACUGGUCAUUCAUUAGUGCUCAAACUUUGUACGGGUGUCCAUUAGGACAUGUUCUAGAGAAUAUCCCAAUCUAGUAUAGAAAUGUUUCUGUACAGCUUCAAUUUAACCAAAAUAAGGUACAGCCACCAAAAAGGGUUUUAUUUGUAUUAAAUUAUAUAUGUACUUUUUUUAAAUUAUUAUUAUUAAUAUACUUUGAAUGCUGGAUUUCAGCUGUCCUAUUUGUAUUUGUGCUGUGACUGGUUGUGUGUGUGGGAUUGGAGCGUUGUUUCUCACUGUGCUGUGACUGGUUGUGUGUGGGGGAUUGGAGCGUUGUUUCUCACUGUGCUGUGACUGGUUGUGUGUGGGGGAUUGGAGCGUUGUUUCUCACUGUGCUGUGACUGGUUGUGUGUGUGUGGGAUUGGAGCGUUGUUUCUCACUGUACUGUGACUGGUUGUGUGUGUGGGAUUGGAGCGUUGUUUCUCACUGUGCUGUGACUGGUUGUGUGUGUGGGAUUGGAGCGUUGUUUCUCGCUGUACUGUGACUGGUUGUGUGUGUGUGGGAUUGGAGCGUUGUUUCUCACUGUGCUGUGACUGGUUGUGUGUGUGGGAUUGGAGCGUUGUUUCUCACUGUGCUGUGACUGGUUGUGUGUGGGGGAUUGGAGCGUUGUUUCUCACUGUGCUGUGACUGGUUGUGUGUGGGGGAUUGGAGCGUUGUUUCUCACUGUGCUGUGACUGGUUGUGUGUGUGGGAUUGGAGCGUUGUUUCUCACUGUGCUGUGACUGGUUGUGUGUGUGGGAUUGGAGCGUUGUUUCUCACUGUGCUGUGACUGGUUGUGUGUGUGGGGGAUUGGAGCGUUGUUUCUCACUGUGCUGUGACUGGUUGUGUGUGUGGGAUUGGAGCGUUGUUUCUCACUGUGCUGUGACUGGUUGUGUGUGUGGGAUUGGAGCGUUGUUUCUCACUGUGCUGUGACUGGUUGUGUGUGUGUGGGAUUGGAGCGUUGUUUCUCACUGUGCUGUGACUGGUUGUGUGUGUGGGAUUGGAGCGUUGUUUCUCACUGUGCUUUGACUGGGUGUGUGUGUGGGAUUGGAGCGUUGUUUCUCACUGUGCUGUGACUGGUUGUGUGUGUGUGGGAUUGGAGCGUUGUUUCUCACUGUGCUGUGACUGGUUGUGUGUGGGAUUGGAGCGUUGUUUCUCACUGUGCUUUGUUGUUAACUCUGUUCAGCUGUUUCUCUUUGUUACUUUGACAGGCUUGUUGAUUCAGCGUUGCUGUUUAAAAACCCUUCGCUGCCACACAGUGUGAAUUUGCUACCUGUGUGAGUUCACUGCUAUGUGACCACAGGCCCUGUUCACUAUUCCUCUCUUUAUAAGAGAUAGGUAUGUAACCCUUUUAGGGUGUGGUGAUGAAAUGCUUGAUUCAUUCCAGCGCGAGAGAGAGAAGCAGGACUCUUGUUGCACAGCAGUUUGAACCAUUUCAGGUUUUUCUAUGAACUUAAUUCAGCUCUAUUCAGCUUGUUACCGACAGUAUAUCAGCUCACAGUAAAACCUGCACUGUCCUGCAUUGGGAGUGUGUGUGUGUGCUCCCUCUCCUUGGUGUAUGGUGAUACAGUAUAUCAGCUCACAGUAAAACCUGCACUGUCCUGCAUUGGGAGUGUGUGCGCUCCCUCUCCUUGGUGUAUGGUGAUACAGUAUAUCAGCUCACUGUAAGUAUCGGUACAGAAAUGAUGUUUUGUGUGAGAGAAAAAAAGUGAUUUUAAAACAUCCUUCAGUCCAGGGCAACGUGGUUAAGAUUUACAACGACUGUCCAACCUCGCUAUGAUUGGACAGGGAAAGUUAGCCUCGGCGUGUGUGCGUGUGCGUGUGCGUGUGCGUGUGCGUGCGUGUGUGUGUGUGUGUGUGCGUGUGCGUGUGUGUGUGUGUGUGUGUGUGUUCUGAUUUGUAUUUUUUAUUGUAUUCUGUACUUCAUUAAGCUGGUUGAGCUUUGCCUUGCUACAGUUUUUGAAAUGAAACCUGCAAUAAUAAUCGUUGUGCGACAACCAAUGACAAAUAAAAAUAAAUAUUUUUACUCAA